Molecule: messenger RNA, 10560 nt
Organism: Homo sapiens (human)
Lineage: Eukaryota; Metazoa; Chordata; Mammalia; Primates; Hominidae
Gene: N4BP2L2
Product: NEDD4 binding protein 2 like 2
Exons: 7
Coding region: 114-1916 (600 amino acids)
Biological process (GO): negative regulation of transcription by RNA polymerase II
Cellular component (GO): nucleus
Molecular function (GO): transcription corepressor activity
Source: RefSeq, a predicted model, not a curated record
GCCAUCUUGCGUACGGAGGUGAGGUUUGUUACCGCGAUUCUGAGAGGUGGGCUUUUAGUCCCUCCAGACCUCGGCUUUAGUGCUGUCUCCGCUUUUCUUUCACCUUCACAGAGAUGUCUUAUGGUGAAAUUGAAGGUAAAUUCUUGGGACCUAGAGAAGAAGUAACGAGUGAGCCACGCUGUAAAAAAUUGAAGUCAACCACAGAGUCGUAUGUUUUUCACAAUCAUAGUAAUGCUGAUUUUCACAGAAUCCAAGAGAAAACUGGAAAUGAUUGGGUCCCUGUGACCAUCAUUGAUGUCAGAGGACAUAGUUAUUUGCAGGAGAACAAAAUCAAAACUACAGAUUUGCAUAGACCUUUGCAUGAUGAGAUGCCUGGUAAUAGACCAGAUGUUAUUGAAUCCAUUGAUUCACAGGUUUUACAGGAAGCACGUCCUCCAUUAGUAUCCGCAGACGAUGAGAUAUAUAGCACAAGUAAAGCAUUUAUAGGACCCAUUUACAAACCCCCUGAGAAAAAGAAACGUAAUGAAGGGAGGAAUGAGGCACAUGUUCUAAAUGGUAUAAAUGACAGAGGAGGACAAAAAGAGAAACAGAAAUUUAACUCUGAAAAAUCAGAGAUUGACAAUGAAUUAUUCCAGUUUUACAAAGAAAUUGAAGAGCUUGAAAAGGAAAAAGAUGGUUUUGAGAACAGUUGUAAAGAAUCUGAACCUUCUCAGGAACAAUUUGUUCCAUUUUAUGAGGGUCAUAAUAAUGGUCUCUUAAAACCUGAUGAAGAAAAGAAAGAUCUUAGUAAUAAAGCUAUGCCAUCACAUUGUGAUUAUCAGCAGAACUUGGGGAAUGAGCCAGACAAAUAUCCCUGUAAUGGACAAGUAAUACCUACAUUUUGUGACACUUCAUUUACUUCUUUCAGGCCUGAAUGGCAGUCAGUAUAUCCUUUUAUAGUGCCCUAUGGUCCCCCUCUUCCCAGUUUGAACUAUCAUUUAAACAUUCAGAGAUUCAGUGGUCCACCAAAUCCACCAUCAAAUAUUUUCCAAGCCCAAGAUGACUCUCAGAUACAAAAUGGAUAUUAUGUAAAUAAUUGUCAUGUUAACUGGAAUUGCAUGACUUUUGAUCAGAACAAUGAAUAUACUGACUGUAGUGAGAAUAGGAGUAGUGUUCAUCCCUCUGGAAAUGGCUGCAGUAUGCAAGAUCGAUAUGUGAGUAAUGGUUUCUGUGAAGUCAGAGAAAGAUGCUGGAAAGAUCAUUGUAUGGACAAGCAUAAUGGAACAGACAGGUUUGUGAACCAGCAGUUUCAAGAGGAAAAGUUAAAUAAAUUGCAGAAGUUACUUAUUCUUUUAAGAGGUCUGCCUGGUUCUGGGAAAACAACAUUGUCUCGAAUUCUGCUUGGUCAGAAUCGUGAUGGCAUUGUGUUCAGCACUGAUGACUAUUUUCACCAUCAAGAUGGGUACAGGUAUAAUGUUAAUCAACUUGGUGAUGCCCAUGACUGGAACCAGAACAGAGCAAAACAAGCUAUCGAUCAGGGAAGAUCUCCAGUUAUAAUAGAUAACACUAAUAUACAAGCUUGGGAAAUGAAGCCAUAUGUGGAAGUGGCCAUAGGAAAAGGAUACAGAGUAGAGUUUCAUGAACCUGAAACUUGGUGGAAAUUUGAUCCUGAAGAAUUAGAAAAGAGGAAUAAACAUGGUGUGUCUCGAAAGAAGAUUGCUCAGAUGUUGGAUCGUUAUGAAUAUCAAAUGUCCAUUUCUAUUGUAAUGAAUUCAGUGGAACCAUCACACAAAAGCACACAAAGACCUCCUCCUCCACAGGGGAGACAGAGACGGAGUCUCGCUCUGUUGCCCAGGCUGGAGUCCAGUGGCGCGAUCUUGGCUCACUGCAAGCUCUGCCUCCCGGGUUCACGCCAUUCUCCUGCCUCAGCCUCCUGAGUAGCUGGGACUACAGGCGCCCGCCACCAUGCCCGGGUAAUUUUUUUGUGUUUUUAAUAGAGACGGGGUUUCACCUUGUUAGCCAGGAUGGUGUUGAUCUCCUGACCUCGUGAUCCACCCGCCUCGGCCUCCCAAAGUGCUGGGAUUACUGGCAUGAGCCACUGCGCCUGGCCAGAAAUUCUUAAUGUAUUAUCACUCUAUGCACAAGAACAAGAAGAAGGAGUAGCACAAAUAACUUUGGAAAGAGAGUCUCAACAGUAAAUAGUUAUUCUAGAAGCUAAGCUGUAUGUAUUGAAAAGUUUUGACUUUUUGUAUAUCCAAUAGAAAUUUAUUUAAUCAUUCAUAAUCUCUUUUUCUUCCUUCUCCUUCUGACAAAUUCUGUUCUCUGAAAAAUAACCCUGUUACAUUCCAGUUGUGGUAAUUGUAAUAAUUACACAUUAUAAUUCACUUCCCAGAAUGGAAUAUGUUAACUUCAGUAAGUUCUCUUAAAUUUCAGUGUGGAAAAAAAUAGAUGAUUUUUCUGUAGGAUGGACACAGGCACAGUCUGAUCCCUAAUCUCAAAACUAGACACAAUUGCAUUAGCAAUUGGUGAGUAACUGAAGACUUCACAUUGAAGUCUUGGUUUGGUUUUUAAUAUUUCCAUUUCCUUUUUUUUUGUAAUUGAACUACUUUUUGUAAAUUAAUGGGAAGAUUGAAAUACUUUGAGAGGAGCUAUUGGGUUUGCCUCUCAGUUUUGCUAGUAACUAAGGGAAAAAGAAUAAUGUGGUUUUUCAUGGUUGAAAUUGUGUUUUAGUAGAGUCCAUUGAAAUAUACUUUAUUAUUUGGAUUAUUUUCUUAUUUUCCAGUUUUAACUGUUUUCAGAUGGUACAUGUAAAGUUAAAGUUUUAUUCUUGGUGUUAAUUUUCAGUUGGUAAUUAUAAUAAUUAUACAGCUUUCAGAAUAUCUCUUCAUUCUGAAAGAAAUUCUGAAGAGUAAUUCUGAACUCUUCAGUUUUUUAGUGUAACAAAAUGAAAGAAAAUUUACUCAGGAAGGGAUUGUGGGUUCUUUGUUUUCCUUUUUUUUUCUUCCGUUUUUCUUAAUCUUAGAAAUCAUAUUUCUUUUUCUUUCAUAGUCUUUUCUUGUGUACGUGUUUUCUUUCACUCUAUUCAUUUUUUGCUCAGCUAUCCUCCUGUAACCUCAUAACAUUCUUAAUGAAGAUGAUGGGAUGGUAAGUGUCUGGCAAAGCGGGAGAUAAUAUCUUUUUCCCUCCUGUAUUCUACUGAACUCAUUGUUCCUUCUCAGCCUUACUUAAUCAAGUUAAACUUAUACACCACAGCUCUGCAUUUAGUUUCCUGACCCUGUGGGUUAGGUAGAAUUUAGAUACGAAAAUGGCUGGAAAGAUUUAUAAAAAUCUAUUAUGUUAAUCAUUGGUGGGGAAUCCAUAACAUGGCAUAGAACUUGAAUGUAUGGAUUUGAGAAAAAAUAUUUACAUUAACUUAAUUAUAUGAUGAUGGAUGCUAAUUGAUAAGCAGUAGGUUGAAAUUCACUGUUACAUAAUUCACUAUUAUGUCAUGGUUGCUGGUUGCCCUUAACUGAAUGAUUUUGAAGGAAAGCUGAUAACUAUUUUGAGUUAAAUUUUUACAAGUGGUUCCUUAUAUGGUGCAAUGCCGCUGCAACAAACAGUAGGAAUUUUGUAGCAAAAAGUCUUAAUAGUAUCCAUUUAAAUAACUGCUGCUUAUUUAAUGCCCAUCAGUGCUAGGCCCCCAUCUAAAUGUGAUUGUUACAGUCAUUAAUUUUCACAAUUCUACAAUGGCUUUAGAAAGAGGAAACAAAAAUUUAGGUUAAACGACUUACCUAACAUGAUUUCUCUAGUAAGAGAUAAAACUGUGAUUCAAAUCUAUGUUAGACAUGUAUCUACUGUAACCCUGUAUUAUUUUUUUUUAACCACAUAGUUAUCUUUUUUUUUUUUAAUUUGGUGUUUUUCCAAGGUUAAAAAGAAAUUCCAGUGAAGAGUUGAUUCCAUCUUUAUGGUAUCUUUAUUUUUUAAGGUUAUAAGGUAUGUUGAUUUAUCAGGAAAGUUAAAUGAAGAAAUCUUCAAGAGGCCAUUUAUAAUUCUGUUUUUAAAAGUCAAAAUUGAAAAGAGUUGGGCCAGGUGCAGUGGCUCACGCCUGUAAUCCCAGCAUUUUCGGAGGCCGGGUGGGUAGAUCACCUGAGGUGAGGCGUUGGAGACCAGCCUGGCCAACGUGGUGAAACCCUGUCUUUACUAAAGAUACAAAAAUUAGCUGGGCGUGGUGGCAUGUGCCUGUAAUCCUAGCUACUCAGGAGGCUGAGGUAGGAGAAUCGCUUGAACCUGGGUGGCAGAGGUUGCAGUGAGCCAAGAUGGUGCCAUGCACUCCAGCCUGAGCAACAGAGUGAGACUCCAUCUCAAAAAAAAAAAAAAAAAAAAUUGAUAGAGUUUAUACUAUUUAAUGUUUAAAUGUUUUCUGUAAAUUAAACAUCAAUAGACUUGAUAAUCAUAUUUUAGGAACAUUUUUUUCCAUUGAAUUAUUUACAUAUACUGUUGUACUGUAAGGCUUUAAAUUAAUUUUAAUAUUUUAUUAUUUUAAUUAGCAUUUGAAAUGUAUAGUGUUCAAUAAAUGGAUUGCUAAAUUAUGUUAAGUUGGAUUUUUUUAACCCUAAUUAAUUUUCAGGCAGUAUUUCCUAAAAUAAGUCAAUACUACUUGUAAGUGGUUUUACUUACUUUUCUUUUAUGUCCACUUGUUACGUAAGUAUGUUAGUAGUAGACAUCAUGGAAAUUACAUAAAUUUUCCGAAUAUUUGAAGAAUUAAAGGAGCUUUUUCUCUAUAAUAGGAACUUUUUAUUCUUUUAUGGAAUUUUAAAUUAAUUUUCUGAAAGAACAGUAAAAGAGACAGUUACUUAAGUUUGCUUUGUAAAUAACUUAAAUUUUACAAGGAAAAUCUUGAAGUACAGAAUUCUUACUGUUGGGUAUUUGCUUUAUUUUGUUUUAGUCAACUUAAAAAAAUUGAAGAACUGGGUCUUGUUUGGUUUCUCUUAAUUCCUUAAGAGUAGUUUGUGUUUUUUCUUCAUUGUUCUAAAUGUUAGAGUUGGAGUUUUUGUUUAGAAUAGAAAAGUUGGAAUUUUUGUUUAGAAAAGAAAUGUCAUUGGUUUUAUGAAUAGAUUAAGAUAGUUUUCAAUUCAGGAAACUGGUAAGCAGUACAUAAGGGUAUUGAGAUUAUAGGAAUAUAGUUCAAUGUAACCCUUGGCAGAGAUGCAGUUAAGACAUUUAUCUAGAAUAUAAGUAAAUUGAAGUAUUUAUAGGAAAUGUGAUAAGAGUAAUGGGCUAGACAUUUUGAAAAUUAAAACCAGGGAUCUUGUUAUCUUUGGAUCACUACUGUGUCCUAGGAGCUUUAUUCUUUACUAAGAAUCAGUAACUGUUUUAUUCGAUAUUAGGCACAGUCUUCUCCCUAAAACAGUCAACAAACUUUUGAUACGAAGGAAGCAGUAAUCAAAGAAGAGCAACGUUACAGGGCAGUUUGUAAUAAAAGUUGAGUACCCCUAUCUGAAAUGCUUGAGACCAGAAGUGUUUUGGAGUUCAGAUUUUCUUUUGGAUUUUGGAAUAUUUGCAGAAUACCUACUGAUUGAGCAUAUCUAACCUGGAAAUCCAAAGUGCUCCGGUGAACAUUUUCUUUGAGCAUCAUGUCAAUCAAUGCUCAAAAAGUUCAGGAUUUUGGAGCUUCUUGGAUUAUGGGUGCUCAACCUGUAUAGGAAACGUGGAGAUGGAGCAUGAAUCAGUUGUAUUUGAUACUUGCUGGGGAAAGGAUUUCCAGACCACCAGAGAAGAAGGAUCACCCAUUUAACUUGGUGUAUCCAGUGCCAUAUCAGAGCCUUUUCUUCCAUUUUAACCUCACCAGUAGUCUUUAGAUUUGUGGUUUAUGAUCAAGAAAUUAAAUCCUAGAAUACAGAUUAGUAGAGCAAAGUUGAGGCUUUUGAUUAUCUAUUUCUUUUAAGGUUUUUCGCUUUAACACUUUACAGAAGAAUUUCUAGACUGUCUGAGAAGAAUACUCCAGGUAUUUGUCCCAGUCUUAAAAUGGUUCAACAAAAAGUUCAUAAUCACUUUUUAGAACCCUUUUCCCAAAGAACUGUGAUCCUACGUGUAACUUAAAAAAAGAAAACACACAAAUGCUUGCAUCUUUUUUCACAUAUUUAUCUGUAUUCAGCAAUCAAGAAUAGCUGGUACUGAUGGAUAUCUUUACAUGAUUUUUCGUUAUUUAUCUGAAAAUAAUAUAUAUUGGGUCAUUAUUUGGCUUUUCAACCUCAGUAAUUCAGUAACUUUCUUUCAGUUAAUUUUGUUGACCUGUUUUGGACACUUUUCAAAAUAUUCUUAGCAUGAUUUUACUGGGAAGAACACAUUAUUACAAGAGUUAGGCAGUCUGAGUUCCACCUCCAUUUGUGUCCAUCCUCUCUCGUUUGUUUAUUGAAUGCCUUCACCUGUGCUCUGAAUUGCAUCUCUUUCCUUCUCAGGAAAUUUUAUACAUUGUCAAUUAUUCCUUCUCUCUAACUUCAACCUCGCCUUCUUUGCUGAGUCUGACCCAUCAACAGUUAAACAUGAUCAAGUCUUCCGAUUUAAAAGUCCCUCUUUCUUGACACAGCUCAUUUAUAGCCAAACUUCUUUCUGAAGAGUAGUCUACAUUCAUUUUCUUUUUCUCCCUCACUUCUGAUAAUAUUGAACCAACUCCAUUUUAGUUUCUGUCCCUAUCAUUCCUCUAAAUUGAUUAAGGUCUCCAGAAUAUUCCUCUGUAUUUACGGGCAUUAUUCACUGCUCUUCUUAUUUGACUACUCAGCAAGCAUUUAACUUUUGAUCAGUUUUUCCUUAAAAUACUUUACUUGGCUUCCUUGACAUCAUGGUUUUUGUUCAGAUCUCUGUGGUUAUUUCUGUCUCCUUUGCUGCCUUCUCCUCUUGGUCCUUGAAUUUUAGAAUUCUUCAAAUUUCAGUUCUAGACAAUCUUCUGUUCUUACUCUUAGCUUUCCCUAUGUGGUCUCAUCAUUUCUCAUGUGGACAUAGUAGUCUCCCCACUUUUAUUUUUGCCACCUUACAAUUUUAUCCACAGAGCAGCUAGAGUAGUCUAUAAAUUCUUUUUAAAAUACGUAAAAUCACUCACUGCUUAGACACUACAUAAUCUAGUCCUUGGCUGCUUCUCUGACCCUGUCUUAUACCAGUCUGCAUUUACUACAGUCCAUCUAUACUGGCCUCUUUGAACUGUUCUUCAGAUAUGAUAAGCUUGUCCUUGCUAAAAGCUCUAACUGUUAUUUCUGCUUGGAAUGCUCUUCUCGUCUACUCUUCCUAUGCCUAGCAUUUUCUUAAUGUUUAGGUCUCACCUGAGAUGUCACUUUCACUGUAGUACUAGUAGUUGAUGUUACUACUGAUUCGUUGGCAGUAUUCCUGAAAUAGAAUAUAGGAUAAAUGAGGACAUGUUUAUUUUGUUCACAGCUGUGUCCACAAAAUCUAAACAGUGCCUGUAGUACUGUAGGAGCUCAUUAAGUAGUCGGCUGAUUGAUUUUUGUACCUAAUGGUUCUAUUAACAAUAUUGACCCCCAAAUGUAUUUUCUUCAUAACCUUCUCCUCUGAACUCCAGUCUGUAUAUUUAACUGUCUACCUGACAUUUCCACUUCUAAGCUUAAAAGCUCCUCCAAUUGAACCUGUGAUCUCUUUAAAUCUGGGACUCCAGGAUUUCCUGCCACAGUGAAUGGAUUUACCUUUUAUCUAUCUCUGUAAGCUAGAAAGUUGAGAGUCUUCUUCAAUGCCUUCUUUCCCCCUCAUAUUCAAUCCAUCAAAUGGAUUCUAUGGACUUUGCCACCUGAAUAUCUCUUGAAUCUGUUCCUACAUUUUAAACUACCAUCAUUUGAUGGAUUUUCACACAGUGAGUGUAUCUAUAUAAUUAAUACCCAGGUCAGGAAAUACGAUAUUACUAGCACCUUAGAAGCUCCUUGUGCCCUCUCUCUGUCAGAGUGAUCUUUUUAAAGGGAAAAUGUGAUCAUGCUUAAUGCCUUUCAGUUGCUUCCCAUUGCUCUUAGAAUAAAGACCAGAAAUCAUAAUGUGAUAUUUAAGAUCCUGGAUGAUGUUACUGUUUUUCCUAUGCAACUUCAUGUUUUUUAAAUUAUUUUUCUCACUUUCUGUAUUCCAGCCCUGAUAACCACCUCUCAAUUCCUUGAAUGUGGUAUGCUGUUCCCUCUUGCUAAAAAAUUCUAUGUACACAUACCCCUUCCGUUCUUGUCCUUCAGAUUUGAGCUCUUCAAAGUUUUCUUGGACAUAGCAAGCUUGAUGAGGUCCCAAAUACAUCUUAUGUGCUCUCAUAUGCUUUAUUCAUUUGUAUAUUAUUAUUUCCCUUAUUUUUAAGCUAAUGAGUCAGGUAUUACACCUGUUUUGCUCACUGUUGCUUGGUCAUCAGCUAGCAUGGUGGCUGGGAAAGAUUAGUAUUCAAUAUUCAUACAAUAAGUGAAUAUGAGUAGUUUGGGUUUGUUAUGGGAUGAAUUAUCCAUCCCCACCCCCCACUCCCACACACAGACACCCAACUGAUACACUGAAGAUUGAAAUUCUAACUGUAGAACCUAGAAUGUAACUGUAUUUGGAGAUGGGGCCUUUAAAAAGGUAAUGAAGAUAAAAUGAAGUCAUAUGGGUGGACUCCAAUUCCAUAUGAGUGGUUUCCAUUAAGAAGAGAUUAGGACACAGACACACAGAAAGGUAAGACCAUGUGAAGACACUGGAGGAAGAUGGCCAUCUACAAGCCAAAGAGAUCUACAGGCUUUAGAAGAAACCAACACUGCUGACACCUUGAUCUUGGACUUCUAGAAGUGUGAGAAAAUAAAUUUCUGUUCUUUAAACUACCCAAUCUGUGAUACUUUGCUAUGGAAGCCCUAGUAAACUUAUAUGGAUUUUGGUAUUGGGAAAGUGGGGUGCUGGUGUAAUUAAUACCUAAAAAUGUGGAAUUGGCUUUAGAACUAGAUAAUGGGUAGAGGCCAGAAGAAGUAUUUGUUAGAAAAAGCAUAGACUGCCUUGAAGAGAUUGUUGGUAGACAUAUGGAUGUUGAAGGUGAUUCUGGUGAAGCUUAGAAAAUAGGAGAGCUGUUGAGAAAGCUUCUGUCAUCUUAGAGGUAUACAUAUGUCACCUUGAAUAAAUAUUGGUAGAAAUAUGAAUGUUAAAGGUGUUUCUGGUAGGAACUCAAACAAAUGAGGAAUAUAUUGUUGGAAACUGAGGGAAAGGCAAUGCUUAUUAUAAUGUGGCAAAUAGCCAAAUUGUGUUUUGUGGAAAGUGGAUGAACUUACAAAGUGAUGAACUUGAAUGUUUAGCUGAGAUUUCUAAGCAAUGCAUUAAAGAUAUGGCCUGGUUUCUUCUUGCUGCUUAAAGUAAGAUGCAAGAGGAGAGAGAGAAAUUUAAGAAGGAAUUAUUAAGCCAAAAGCAACCAGAGCCUGAAGAUUCGGAAAAUUCUCAGUCUAUCCAUAUUGCAAAAAUUUAGCAUGUUCUGGAGGGAACAUCAAAGUUGUUGCAAGACAACCAUUUCCUAAAGCAAUUAGGGAUAUGUGACUUGUGGAUCCAAUCAGCCAUCUUGGCAGCAACUAGCAGAAGCCAGGAUAGAGAUGGGGUUAUACCUAUGGAAAUGCUGCUGGCUGGUACCGAAGGGAACAGAGGGAUAAAAAUGAAGGAAGUCUGUUGGAUUUCUUGAGAUUCUAUAAAAUGGGUCAGUAGAGCUAUCUGGCUGUGAACAUGUGUUCUUCAAGAAGAGGGAAGAAUGACCCUGAAGAUGAUUGAGAAGGCAAAGGGGCUACUAUUGCUACCACAGGACCAGAGGGCUCAGGCCUGAGGAGUCAAGGUAGGCUACUUCUUAGGGCUGAGGGAGGUGGGCUACCACACUGGUGGGCUCAGAAGACAGGGCUGCCACCCCUGUUAGGUGGGAAGAUGGAGAAUGAAGCUGAAGAAGAUUAUUCUUGAGCCUUAAAAUCUAAUGGGAUUUGCCUUUAUACGUUUCAGACCUGCUUAGGAUCCAUCACCCCUUCUUUCUGAUUUUUUUGGAAUAGGAAUGUUUAUCCUAUGCCUGUCUCACCAGUGGUGUAUUUUGGAAGCAAAUAACUUGUCUAGUUUCACAGGUUCAUGCUGGAGAAGAAUUUUGCCUCAGGGUGAAACCUUGAGUAUGCCUGUACCUGAUCUAAAUGAUAUUUAGAUGAGAUUUGGGGCUUAGAGUUGAUACUGAAAUGGGUCAAGACUUUGGGGCUGUUGGGAUGGAGUGGAUGUGUUUUGUGUCUGAGAAGGACAUGAAUUUUGAGGGGCCAGAUGGCAGAAUUUUAGAGGUUGAAUUGUAUGCUCUCCAAAUGUAUAUAAGUUAAAGUCCUAACUCCUAGUACCUAGAAUGUGACCAUAUUUGGAGAUGGGGCCUUUAAAAAGGUAAUUAAGAUAAAAUGACGUUAUACAUAUGAGCCCUAAUCCAAUAUGAAUGGUGUCUUUGUAAGAGGUUAGGACAAACACAAAGGGAAGAUCAUGUGAUGACACUGGAGAAAGAAGGCCAUCUACAAACUGAGGAGGGAGGCCUGAGAAGAGAUAAACCCUGUGGACAUCUUAAUCUUGGACAUCUAGCCUUCAGAAGUGUGGGAAAAUAAAUUUCUAUUGUUUAAGCCA